GGCAACCGGCUCUAAACUACGGCCUCUAAGACACCUAAAAUUCAUCCAAUGGACAUCAAACUCCGUACAGCUUUCGAUCAAUACCUAUUCUCACUUGCMACCAAUGUUCAKCCUCCAGUGAAAAAUAUUUUCCGAGAUAUUUUAGUCAGAAGAUCAAGCCAGAGUAACAUAGUUUGGCGGAAACUUGUAAUUUGAUACAAAUUAGCAUCUAAUUGCGCGCCCAUUUAUCUCCUGUAUUAGUUGCAGAGACUUUUUUUUGGAGAGCAAUAAAAGGCUAGCAAAGGAGAGUACGUGCCUAUGCAAUAUAUAUCCAACAGUGGUUGCUCAGCGUCUUCUCAAUCAGGGACCUGAUUUGUAGGUCAAGCGGUGAAAAUGAGGUCUAAUAUUAGCCUAGGAACAGUAGGAUUUCUCAGCGUAAUUGAGGUGCUCAGCGUCUUCUUAACUAGGGACCUGAUUUCUAGGUCACGCGGUGAAAAUGAGGUCUAAUAUUAGACUAGGAACAGUAUGAUUUCUCAGCGUAAUUGAGGUGCUCAGCGUCUUUCUUAUAAUUAGGGACCUGAUUUUUAGGUCACGCGGUGAAAAUGAGGUCUAAUUUUAGCCUAGGAACAGUAGGAUUUCUCAGCGUAAUUGAGGUGUUAUUAAAAAACGUGGAGCAACUUAUGUUGGCUCUCAGAUCCACCGUCUACGCCGCCCAUGUCUACCAGGUCCUGUGWUYUUAUUUUGUUGUAAUUUUCCUUUCCAGCAAAGAGACGUGAUUAUAGUAUCAAUACGAAAUGAUCACAACCUGCAUAUCAUUGACCUAACUUCAGAUGAACCUCGUGAGAUACGGACCAUCAACAUGAACCUGAUUGGAGAUGAUUUUGUCAGUUUUACUGCCAUGGAUAUAAGCUGUAGCCCAGAAGAUAAUUUUAUUCUUGUUUCAACAGAUCACAACAGAAUAAUAAUGUUCGAUUUUAAUUCUGGUGAUCAGGUAGGAAACUUUUAUGGAAGUAUAAACGAUGAAUUCAGUCAACCACGAAGCUGCUGGCAUCCAUCGGGAAAGUAUAUCUACUCUACUUCUCAAGAUAAAUGUGUUAUCGUAUGGGAGGUGGCUAGUCAAGCAGUUGUUGGAAAAMUACGUGGUCACAAUGGUAUCGUGCGUGACAUGUGGUAUUGCGAGCCUUUUUCGGCAUUAGUUUCCUGCGGUUUUGAUGGAGAUGUCCGCCUUUGGCACCACGGAGAGCAAGCCACUACGUAAUUUGAUAAAUAGACAUUUUAUUGCAAUUAAAUCAAAUUUAAUUACAGAAAUAAAAAAUCUGCCAGA
This is a messenger RNA of Exaiptasia diaphana, 1303 nucleotides long. RefSeq names its product COMPASS-like H3K4 histone methylase component WDR5A. NCBI's taxonomy places the organism in Eukaryota, Metazoa, Cnidaria, Anthozoa, Actiniaria, Aiptasiidae. The transcript has 6 exons. Gene Ontology annotation, molecular function: protein binding. Bases 839 to 1237 code for a protein of 132 amino acids. The record is from RefSeq and is a predicted model, not a curated record.